Messenger RNA from Pelagomonas calceolata, 897 nucleotides. Lineage: Eukaryota; Pelagophyceae; Pelagomonadales; Pelagomonadaceae. The record is from the annotation of a GenBank genome assembly.
CGAAGUAAUGCUUUUACGUCGAGAGAGAAAAGGCCCCGGGCUACCGCGCGCGGAGCAAAUAGAGGUCUACUUGGACUUGGGCUUGCGCGUCGUCGACUGGUACGCGUAUGCGCCGAUGAUGACCGAGAAGAUGCCGAGGUUCUGCUUGAACGCGGCGUCCGGGGCAAUGCCGUCCUGCUGGAGCCGGAUGCUGUUGACGAGGAAGAAGCUCCACGUCACGGCGGUGGCGAUGUCCAUCUUCUUCAUCAGCUCCGCGCGCGUGUUCUUGGCGUUGCGGAUGAUGAACGUGAUGACGAUAAUCGUCAGGCAGAGCAGGCCCAUGAUGCUCGCGAGCGCCAGCACGGAAUCAUUAUUGGCCAACGCGGCGCCGUCGACGAAGUUCUCCGUGAGCCACCACUCGGGGAAUGCGAGCAGCGACACGGCGUAGAACGUCUGCGCGACCUUCUCGAGCCAGUCGAUCUUGGUCCUGUGUUGUGUGCGAGGGUGACGGCGCGGCGGGAAGCGGUGCGCGAGUUGCGGCGGGGCGUGGGAGUGCGGCGGUCGCGUCGACGGCGCGGCGGCGCGGCGAGACUCCUUGUGGGAGCGAUGGCGGGAAGCGAGAACGUGUGGGUCUGAGGCGGUUUCGCUGUCUGCGCAGCUUCCAAUUGCUCAGAAGUUGAGAAUUGGUGUCUGGCAUUCGAUUCGCGACUCUUCCGACGCGUCCCCGACGGGGCGCAGCUCGCUCCCCGCGUUGGCGCGCGCUAGACGUUUCUAUUCAGUGCCCCACGACGCGCGCCCGCGCGCAAGUUAUGAGUCAGGCGCUGGCUUGGCACAGCUUCAAGGCCGGCAUUAUGGCUUCCUUUUCUCCUUAACUAUUGUGGUGAUCGAGAGCGGAGCAAGGACACUUUUUCAGCGGCG